AUGGAUUUUUCUACGGAACCUCCCCACUCCGACAAACUAUUUAUUCAAGCUCCUCAGCCUUUCAAUGCUGAACCACCUGCCGCUUCGUUGGUUGAAUUCGCAUACACCCCGGAGGAGCUCGUGUAUUGUCGCAAUCAUGGUCCUGUGCGCGAAUUCGUCGAAGACAGUUAUAGCAUCGCUAUCAAGAGCGCGGUUGAAAAAGAUAUCUUGAUGUCGGUCCCUCAACUAAAAUCUUCUUUUCCCAAAGCCCGUGUCGUUGCGGCUCUUCAGUGUGCAGGAAAUAGACGAAAUGAAAUGGGGGCAAUCAAGCCCGUCCAUGGUGUUGGAUGGAACAGCGGAGUAAUUGCCAAUUGUAGCUGGGGUGGCGUUCGUCUGCGGGAUGUUCUAAACCACGUCGGCGUCCAAGUAGACAAUCAGUCACACGUUUGCUUCGCUUCUUUUGCUACCUUAUGCCAGGACGACAAGUAUUAUGGGGCCUCUAUACCUCUAGCCAAAGCAUUGAGAAUGGAAGAUGAUGUGUUGUUGGCAUAUGAGAUGAACGAUGAACCACUCUCGGCAGAGCAUGGUGGUCCUUUACGCGUUGUCGUUCCGGGUUAUUUAGGAGCAAGAUGGGUAAAAUGGCUUGACACCAUCAUAAUUUCUCCGGAAGAAUCCCCCAAUUACUAUCAGCAACGCGAUUACAAAGUUCUACCGCCUGAGAUUGAAACAAAAGACCAAGCGCGUCCCGUUUGGGCCAAAUUUGCAUCGAUGACCGCGUUACCAUUGAACUCUGUGAUUGGGUCUAUAUUCAAAGUUUCGCCAUCGAGACUACACGUCAAGGGAUAUGCUACGCCUGGAGAUUGCGGAAACAUUGCUGCAAUCGAUAUUUCGACGGACAGUGGCGUUACUUGGCAUCCUACCAGAAUCACAUAUCAGGAAGGUAGAUGGAGUUGGACUCUUUGGGAAAUCGAGAUUCAGGUCUCUGAACCUUCUGGGGAGCUCCACUCUAGAGCGAAGGAUGAGGCUGGCAAUGUGCAGCCAAGAGAGGGAAUUUGGAACAUGCGAGGUGUCGCUUUUAAUGCUUGGGGAACAAUGAAGUGGUAG
Molecule: messenger RNA, 1083 nt
Organism: Lentinula edodes (shiitake mushroom)
Lineage: Eukaryota; Fungi; Basidiomycota; Agaricomycetes; Agaricales; Omphalotaceae
Product: Oxidoreductase, molybdopterin-binding domain-containing protein
Exons: 5
Coding region: 1-1083 (360 amino acids)
Cellular component (GO): mitochondrion
Molecular function (GO): oxidoreductase activity; molybdenum ion binding
Source: RefSeq, a predicted model, not a curated record